AUGGCGGCGGCGGCGGCGGUGGCGAUUUGCCGGCCAUCCUCCUUCUGCCUCUCUUUCUCCUCCCACCGCCGCCACCCUUCCUCCGCCGCCGCCUUAUCCCUCAGCCGGCGGUGGAGGAAGGCGGCGGGCGGCUGCCGCGCCGCCCUGGCGGAGGAUCUCGGCCGCCGAUCCUCCCCCUCCGAGGACAGAUCCAGGGACCAGGAGGCGCUGCUCCCCAACGAAGCGGCGGCGGCGGCGGCGGCGCCCACUGAGGCGACGGCGGCGGAGGCGGCGGCGGCAGAGUACGAUUGGAGAGAGGAGUGGUACCCUCUGUACCUGACGGCGGAGAUGCCCGAUGACGCGCCUCUGGGCCUCACCGUCUUCCACAAGCAGCUCGUCGUCUACAGAGACGGUGGCGGCGUCAUCCGCUGCUACGAGGACCGCUGCCCCCACAGGUAAAGCACAAAACCACAAGAGCGAGACCCCUCCAACCUCCUCCUCCACCUCCUCGCUAGAUUUCAGAUCAAACCCUGCACAGGUUGGCGAAGCUCUCGGAGGGCCAGCUGGUCGACGGCCGACUCGAGUGCCUCUACCAUGGCUGGCAAUUCGAGGGCGACGGCCGUUGCGUCAAGAUCCCCCAGGUUCCAGUCCCUCCCCCCCCAUCUCCCUUCCUCCGUCUUCCUCCUUCCUGCAUCCUUUUUCAUGGACUAGUUCGUUGGAUCUGUAAUGGUGGUUGCAGCUGCCGGAGGGAGCGAAGAUCCCGCGCGCGGCCUGCGCGAAGACGUACGAGGUGAGGGACUCGCAGGGGGUGCUGUGGGUGUGGAUGUCAGAGAAGAACCCGCCGGAGGAGGAGAAGCUACCCUGGUUCGAGCACUACGCCCGCCCCGGCUUCCGCGACCUCUCCACCAUCCACGAGCUCCCAUACGACCACUCCAUCCUCCUCGAGAACCUCAUGGACCCCGCCCACGUCCCCAUCUCCCACGACCGCACCGACUGGACCGCCCGCCGAGAAGACGCCCAGCCCCUCGUCUUCUCCGUCUCCGAGCGCUCCCCCCGCGGCUUCGCCGGCAGCUGGCACCGCCACCGCUCGCCGGCGUUUGUGAACCAACUCCGCUUCUCCGCCCCCUGCGUGCUGCAGAACAACCUCGAGUUCGUGGACAAGAAUGGCGUCAAGCAGUACUUCUCCGCGCUGUUCCUGUGCCGCCCCACGGGGCAGGGCAAGUCCAUGCUCAUCGUCAGAUUCGGCAACUCCACUAACUCCUUGCUGGUAAAGUUGAUGCCCAAGUGGUUCCUCCACCAGAACGCCGGCAAGGUGUUCGAGCAGGACAUGGGGUUCCUCUCCUCCCAGAACGAGGUGCUCAUGAGGGAGAAGAAGCCCACCGGGGAGCUGUAUCUGAACCUGCGGUCCUCAGACGUGUGGGUGGCGGAGUACCGGCGGUGGAUGGACAGCGCCGGCGCCGGGAUGCCGUACUAUUUCGGGCACAGGACCUUGAGCUUGCCGGAGCAGCCGGCGGUGGUGGAGCAGGCGGCAGCGGGGAUGGUGGCGGCGGCAGCUGCGGCGGCGCCGGCGAAGGGAGGGGUGGGGACGAUCCACGCCCCGAACCUGGUGAAUCGAUAUUUCCGGCAUGUGGUGCACUGCAAGAGUUGCAGGAAGUUGCUGGGUCGGCUGGAAGUGUGGAGGAGGGCGAUGGUGGCUUUGGCGAUGGUGGCGGUGGCCGCCGCCGUGGUGGCGGCGGCGAGGGAGUGGAAGGGGAUCUUGCUGGGUUUGGCGGGGGCGAGCCUGGCGGUGGCCUACGCUUGCUCCGCCGUGGUUUCACUCAUGACCACCAACUUCGUGAGGACCCACCGGAGGUUGUGA
Molecule: messenger RNA, 1837 nt
Organism: Spirodela intermedia
Lineage: Eukaryota; Viridiplantae; Streptophyta; Magnoliopsida; Alismatales; Araceae
Source: the annotation of a GenBank genome assembly